GGUCGGUGGUUGCCCUGUGAGUUUUGGGGACACCACCCUUUGGCCCCCAACUGCUUUUCCCAGUGUCUUCUUUUUUCUGCCCUGCUCUAUCUGCCAUGGAGCUGUGGGUGGCCAUGUACCUCCUCGGACCCCUGUUGGACCUGUACAGGUGCCUGGAGCUCGUGCUGCAGGCUGGUGCCCUGGCAUUCAUGUACCAGGACGCAAAGAUCACUUUGGACUCCCUCACCAGGGAGGUUCUGGCAACCGCUUGGCAUCAGCACCCUACCAUUGACCGGCCCAUCUGGACUUUGGAGACGAGCACCGACUGGUGGGACCGUGUGGUCCUUGGACUACGGGAUGACCACCAGUGGAUCUGGAAUUUUCGGAUGAGGAAGCGGACCUUCUUGACGCUGUGCACCUGGCUCACCCCCGCACUGCAGAGAACCGCCACCCGGCUGCGGGCACCCAUCCCCGUCAACAAGAGGGUUGCCAUCGCGCUGUGGAAGCUGGCCACACCGGACAGCUACCGCUCGGUGGCACACCAGUUCGGGGUGGGAAGAUCCAACAUUGGAGUGAUCGUCAUCCAGGUUGUCCACGCCAUCAAUGACGUCCUGCUGCCGAGAAUCAUCCGCCUGCGCGACGUCGAUGAGACCAUGGCCGGCUUCGCUGCCCUCGGGUUCCCCAACUGCGGGGGAGCCCUGGACGCCACCCACAUCGCCAUCCGGGCCCCGGAGCAUCGAGCAGCCCACUUUAUGAACAGAAAGGGGUACUGCUCCAUCGUCCUGGCUGAGAACUAUUCUCUUCAUGAACUGCCUCGCGUCAGCCCAGACAGUCACAGCAUUUCCCUUUUGCUAGAAAAGCAGCUCACUAGCGCUUCCUAUAACACUGCUGCUCAGUCCAAGAGUCAUGGAGCUGAGGUCAUCCUGCCACAUACCCAUUAG
Molecule: messenger RNA, 920 nt
Organism: Pelodiscus sinensis (Chinese soft-shelled turtle)
Lineage: Eukaryota; Metazoa; Chordata; Testudines; Trionychidae
Source: RefSeq, a predicted model, not a curated record